AUGCCUGAUUGUCAUGCCUUGUCAAGAGUGUUUCCAUCCUAUGUAUUUGAAAGUAAAGGGAUAAACAACAAUGAUGUUGAUAGUACUACUAAUGUUGGUGAUGGAAGUGAUGAUACUUGUACUGCAAUCACCAUCCCAAGGUCCGCAAAUAUGACUCUGCUUGAAUUGCCCAACCUAACGAUAUUGAAAAUAGAUAGAUGUGAAGGUUUGGAAUAUAUAUUCACAAGUUCCACACUUGAAAGCCUUAAGCAACUAAAAGAAGUGAUGGUAGUAGAAUGCAAGGCAAUGAAAGUGAUUGUGAAGGAAUACGCAGAGCACACAGAAACAUCUAAAUCUAUAAUAGUCUUCCCACGUCUCAAGUCCCUUACACUGGUAGAUUUACCAGAUCUCAAGGGUUUCUUGUUGGUGAUGAAUGAGUUCAGGUGGCCAGUAUUGGAAAAGGUUGAGAUGUAUGGUUGCCCAUAA
This is a messenger RNA of Lactuca sativa (garden lettuce), 465 nucleotides long. RefSeq lists its product as uncharacterized. NCBI's taxonomy places the organism in Eukaryota, Viridiplantae, Streptophyta, Magnoliopsida, Asterales, Asteraceae. The record is from RefSeq and is a predicted model, not a curated record.